UGUUGACCGCGUGAACGACUUACAUCGCGUUAUUUACUUACAUCUCUCAUCUCUCAUCUCGUAUAGAAUAAAAAAAUAUAAUAGCCAUGAACGUGAACUCUGCCGGUUUGACCGUGCCGUUUGCGAUUAUGUGCAUUGUCGAUUUGUUCGGUGUGUUCCCCAUCGUGGUGUUGCCCGGCCCCAUAAUAAAAUGCGGAUGGUCAGGAAUACCGUUGGCCGUUUGCGUUUUUGUGGUUCAAGUGUACACGGCCGUGUUGUUGGGCAAGUGCUGGAUCAUCGCCGAGCAAAUCGACCCCGACAUCGUGAACAAAAACCGGUAUCCGUACGCGGCCCUCGCCGAGCUCGUGUUCGGCCACCACGUCAAACGUCUGGUGUCGGUCAUGUUGGACGUGACCGUGUUCGGUGCUUCCAUACCGAACUUGAUAAUCGCCGCGUACAACCUCCACGUGCUGGGAACGAAGGCGUCCGACGGCAAUACCGACAUAUCCUUGUGCAUAUGGCUGGUCAUCAUCGGACUGGUGCUGUGCCCGCCGCUCUGGCUCGGCAGCCCGAAAGACAUGAAGUGGCUUGCUUCGAUUUCAGUAUUCACUGUCAGUUCAGUGUGUGUGCUAACCUGGAUAGCAAUGUUGAACACGGAGAGUGAAAUGUACGUUCCGGUACCCGACCCGACGUGGGACGCUGUGGCUUUGGCUUAUGGAAUAUUAGCUUUCCAGUUUGACGUACACCCUUUGGUGCUCACCGUGCAAAUGGACAUGGUCAAUAAGCAAAAGCUACCGACCGUAGUCGUCAGUGCAUUUUUCAUCACGUGCACGCUGUUCGUGGUCACCACGGUUAUUGGAUAUAUGCAAUUCGGAGGAAAAUUGAGUUCGAAUUUGCUCGAUGAACUCCCCGAGAGUCGAGUGCUGAACGCGGACAUAAUGUUGGUUACUCUACAGAUAUGCAUGUCCACGGUGGUCAGCACCACUGCUUUGUUUCAGAAUAUCGAACACUAUUUCAACCUAUCCAGAGAGUUCAGUUGGAAGAGAUGCGCGCUCAGGUCGUCCGUCAUGAUGGCGGCCGUGUUGAUAGGAGAGGCCGUGCCCAGGUUCGACCUGGUAAUGGGCUUGGUCGGCACUCUGCUGACGGGUCCGCUGAUGUUCAUACUGCCGCCAAUACUGUACGCCAGGAUACGGUCGCUUAGCCGGUCGAAGGCCACGUCAUCUCCCCGCGCCGGAGUGUGCUGUUACCGUACGUUUCCCGGCCACGCCAAGUCGUCGUCGACCGCCACCGAAGUCCGGCACUUGAUCUUGCCGACACUGUUGGUGCUGGCCGGCGUGCUCGCCACGGUUUUGGCAACGCUAUCGGCCGUCCGCGAAGCAAUCGUUUAUGCUAGCUUCACGCCCUCGUGUCUGAUGCAAAUGUUGGGAAGUGAUGAAAAAAAAUUAAAAUAACCGCGCGACGACGUAACACCGCCGCUCUCUCGACAUUGAUCUCGAUCGUAAAGUGAUCUCUCCAUAUUGAUUACAAUUAUAAUUUUUACAACCUACGGUCGUCGAGCACCUACCGCGUUUCACAGCUAGGAGUAUAUUAUGACGCGAUGACCCUAAAGGCGGUCAAACCCAGUUGUUGUACUACUUAGUUGAAAAAAAAAAACAUACGUUAAGAACAUAAUUAUUUGUCUUUUCCUAGAGCUGCCCUUCUGUUUGUUAACUCAAGUUGCGCACCAGAAGAACGCCAAUGUACCAGACUGCCAAAAUGGGUCAUGUCCAUGUUUUUUUUUUUGUAAUUUUAGUUUAUGUAAAGAGAAUAUUGAUAUACUGCAAAAAAAAAUUCAAAUCUAAGAUAAACACCUAAAAGCGACGCACGGUCGUUACUAUGUACUUGGGAAAGUCUUGUUUAUUAUUUUUUUAAACUUAAGUUAUAGCGGUAAUGUUUAAUGUAAUUUAAUCGACAAAAUCAAAUAAAUGUACAAUAAUGAAUGAAAUAUGACAGUUUUUAGUAGAAUAUUAAAUGUUUACUAACGAU
Molecule: messenger RNA, 2004 nt
Organism: Adelges cooleyi (spruce gall adelgid)
Lineage: Eukaryota; Metazoa; Arthropoda; Insecta; Hemiptera; Adelgidae
Gene: mah
Exons: 8
Coding region: 87-1430 (447 amino acids)
Source: RefSeq, a predicted model, not a curated record